This is a messenger RNA of Caenorhabditis elegans, 809 nucleotides long. It is a transcript of the gene C42C1.9, whose product is annotated as Protein kinase domain-containing protein. The transcript is spliced from 6 exons. Bases 19 to 777 code for a protein of 252 amino acids. NCBI's taxonomy places the organism in Eukaryota, Metazoa, Nematoda, Chromadorea, Rhabditida, Rhabditidae. The record is from RefSeq and is marked reviewed.
AAAGUUGGAUUUGAAUUUAUGUUUUGUAAUAUUUUCUACUCUUUCGUGAAUUUCUAUCAACCUUACUCGAAUAUCAUGAAAAGAAUUAGUGAUUGUUAUGAGGUUUCAACGCCAGGAAAGCAGCACAUUUUGGAGUGUAAUAUGAGCAAUCGAGAAAGUCUGAACGAGAGUUUGUUCAUGGAUUAUGACCAAAUUUCUGAAGACUAUGACUUUGUCACGUAUGCGUUGUUGCGAGAGAAGAGAUCGUCUAAAAAUAACAACAUGAAGACUUCUCAUGUUAUCACGUCGACUCUGAAUACUGAAAAAUCAUUGGAAACGUAUCUCGAUGAGUACGGUAAAUUCCCGCUUCCAGAUUGGAUGACCGCUGUGAUCGUUCGUGAUAUUGCCAACGCACUGCUUCAACUGCACAGCAACCAAGUGCUCCAUGGAGCUGUUACGCUCGAAAAUAUUUUUUUGAUGAAGGAUGAGCCAUCGUUUUGCUUAUUGACAAGUAGAUCACAUGCUCGGAAAAUGGAAUCGGAUAAAAUCAUGGAUUCUCGUGCUGUUGACAUUUCUCAGCUUGGAUCAGUUCUUUUUCGUUGUUUAACCGGCCAUGAACACGGAUCUAUAAAUCUAGACAGCUUGCCGUUUGUGAUUUCACCUGAAGGCGUCAAGCUGGCUCAAAAAAUGAUGGCUCGUAAAUUCUGUGAAUCCGUUCAUUAUAUCAUCAAUCACACGUUCAUCAUUGAAAACAAAAAAUUGUCAACUGCUCGUUUCUUGAAUCUGAACUCAAACUAAUCUAGUUUGCCUCUGAAAAUGAAUCUGUUCUU